This is a messenger RNA of Onthophagus taurus, 2315 nucleotides long. The record is from RefSeq and is a predicted model, not a curated record. NCBI's taxonomy places the organism in Eukaryota, Metazoa, Arthropoda, Insecta, Coleoptera, Scarabaeidae.
GAUGGUUUGUUGGUUAAAAAAAUGGUAGUUUAUGUUUUCACAACGUAAUGUUUAUUUGAUAAUCUUAUCUGUAAAUUAUAUACGCAGUUGGUGUGCGCGGUCUUUGAGUGUAAGAUUACGUAUGACGUCAUCCUGACAAGUUUUCAUUUUGACCUUACCAUUUAGCUACACUAGUUGUCGCCGAUUCUAUUGAUGUCAUCGGUGGAGAUUCAAGGUUAAGUUUUGAGGAACGAGUGAAUCGAUUGCGCGUCCCCUUGAAUUUUAAAACGGAACCGUCCCGCCAAACGAGCCCCGAAAACUAUAUCGAAACCCGUUUAAAACGAUGACGAUGCAACAGUACUGUCUCAAGUGGAAUAACCACCAGCCCAAUUUCAUCUCGGUCUUCUCUAGUCUGUUGAAUAGUGAGUCGCUUGUCGAUGUCACACUUUCUGCUGAGGGUAGGCAUGUACAGGCUCAUAAGUUGGUGCUGUCCGCAUGUAGUUCUUAUUUUCAGUCUCUAUUUACAAUGAACCCAUGCCAACACCCGAUUGUAAUUCUAAAAGAUGUAAAAUUCACUGAUUUGAAGGUGAUGGUUGAUUUUAUGUAUUAUGGAGAGGUUAAUGUAUCUCAGGAACAAUUGCCCCACAUUCUUAAAACGGCUGAAAUGUUAAAAAUUAAAGGUCUUGCCGAGGUUCCUAUGGAAUCGUCACUUUCAAGGCAUAAUAACUCUUUAGAUCGAUCUGAAAUGUUACCUACAAAUGAAGGUAAAUGGAGUUCAGAUGGUCAGAGGCAAUCUAUGACACCUUCCCCUUGUCCUUUAUCACCAGGAACUAAGAGGAAACGAUUAAGAAAAUCUUCAACUGGUUCAGGAUCAGGUUCAACAGAACGCGUUUCUGAGGAACAACAAGAUUGUAAUUUAACCUCACCAACAAAUACUAUGUUAGGUACGGUUAUAAAACCAGAUCCAGGGGGGUUUACAACAGAACCUAGUACACCACAACGAAUAAAACAACAUAGUAGUGAUUUGGAGAUUCAUAGGAGUAGUUCUCAUGAAAGUGAAAAUGAACCUACACAUCAAAUCACAUUGCAAAUCCCACAACAAGAUGUAAAUGUACAACACAACAUAGAAUCAUCAGGUUCUUUAGACAUGACGGGACCUUUUUCAUCCUCUUCUCAAACUAUCUCAGAACGUCCAACAAUAACAACCCACGCUCAACUACCGCAACAAUCAAUUCAUCAAAAUCAAUUGGGUACAAAACGAAGUAGAUUUUUGAUACGACAGCCGAGGAUCAAACGCGAAAGUGACCCAAGUCAACCGAUCGAAUCCGACCCGCUCUCUCCUCAUUAUCUAACGGUACCACACGUUCGCGUCGAACGACAAUGUUCAGAUCCUCUUCCGGUACAUUCACCACCCCCUGGAUCGCUUUUGAGUGUUCCUGGAAACGUUUUGGUUAAGCAACACUCUCAUCCGCUACUACCUAGUCAAACACAACAGUCGCAAACUCCUCCUGCUCCGCUACAUAUACAACUUCUCCCUCAAACGCACUCCAGCGAAGGUGAGCGAUCUAUUAGUCCGAUGAUCAUCUUUUCGGAUCCACUGGCGACGUCACCCAAGGAUACCCCAACGAGAUCGGAAAGUUUUCCAACGGAAACGACGGCUACGUUGCGCGUUAGGACGGAUGAAUUACGUAGGAGUGCCUCAUCACCUCAGACUGGAACGCGUUCAAGUCAUUGUCCGGUAAUAAGAGCAGGUGCAGCACUUGGUUGUAAUUAUUGUUGGAACACUGUGGAUACUCACGGGCGAAUAUUACGUCGAAAAACCAAAUAUCACUGUCCGGAGUGUCGAACGAACCUCUGUAUAGUGCCGUGUUUUCAAGAAUACCACGAACGUCAAGCGUCCAAUUUUCAAACGGACCCGAUGUCGUUAACGACAUCGGUAAUGAAGGCGUUCCCGAAGACAUCGUCGAUAUGAUGAUGAGGUUUUGGAUUCGUGGAACUCCUGCCAAAAUUGAUCUGUGGUAAACUUGUGAUUUGACUUUGACCCAUACUACUACUCCCGUAAUUUUUAUUCCGCUACACCUCGAAUAAGUUAACUUAAGGUGCAGAUUAUAUCAAACAAAAAAAAUAUUGGAAACAAAAGAUAUGUUGAUACGUUUAUGUUAUAAACAAGUGAAUUGUAUUAUGUAAUAUUUGGAGUGGAUGAAUUAAUUGAAGGUGAUGUUUUGAACAAUACAUGUAUUUUUUUAUUGUACGCGUUAACUCUUAAACGAAACUAACUUAAUGUACGUAAUGUACUUAGUUAUUUAAUGAGAUUAAAGAAUAUUUUUUUAAAAAAA